This is a messenger RNA of Eimeria necatrix, 348 nucleotides long. RefSeq lists its product as hypothetical. The transcript has a single exon. Lineage: Eukaryota; Apicomplexa; Conoidasida; Eucoccidiorida; Eimeriidae. The record is from RefSeq and is a predicted model, not a curated record. The coding region runs from base 1 to 348 and encodes 115 amino acids.
AUGAAAAAGAAAUUAAAAGAAAACAAAAAUAAAAAGGCAAAACGCUUUCUGCAAAAGAUAGCAGCAGCAGCAGCAGCAGCAGCAGCAGCAGAUGCGGCAGCGGAUAGGAAAAAGCAGCAGCAGCAGCAGCAGCAGCAGCAGCAGAGGACUGGAAGAGGCAGCAGCAGAGGCAGACCAGCAAACCACACACAGCAGAGGCGGAACAAAAAGCAGCAGCAGCAGCAGCAACAGCAGCAGCAGCAGCAGCAGCAGCAGCAGCAGCGUCUGACUGCAGCAAGAACAGCAAAGUCGGCAGCAUUUUCGACGAGGACGAAGAUGUAUUCUUCCCAAGAAAGCAGCUGCUCGUAA